GCAGCUGACAGUAGCAGACUCUCAUUAGAGCAGUCUUAAAAACUGUGUUUGAGAAGCUCUCUGCUGUGGAAACACGGGCAGUGGAUCAUAUUUGUGUAGUCGUAAUCACAGUGUAAGCUCAGAUGUAGUAAGAAAGGAGGGGUUUGCUUCGUAACGUCUGUUGGGCCAUAAAAGUUAAAAUGCAGGUUUCCUUCCCUCUGUAGCGCAUGGCAUAGGACACAGAUGGGUUGGGAACUGCUCUCCUUUCCUUCCAUUGUUUCUCAUCUGUCUGAAGAGAAUACGGAGAACUUCCUGCUUCCAGUAGAGGCCAGGGCAGAGGACAACUUCUCUACGCGGUUUUCACUUGCGAUCACUAACAGAGCCUGCAAGUGGUCUUUGGCUUGAGUUUAACAGUGCAGUUACUGAGUAAUGCUCUCUUAACCCUCUGGCUCUUGCUUAGUUCCUGAGCAUAUCUCACAAUUACAAUAUAUGUGUAUAUAUAUGUGCUUUUUACUACAGGAUGCUUUGCAUGCGGAAUGGAAAAUGGAUUCCGAGUUUAUAAUGCAGAUCCACUCAAAGAAAAAGAGAAACAAGAAUUUCUAGAAGGUGGUGUUGGCCAUGUCGAAAUGUUGUUCCGUUGCAACUACUUAGCACUAGUAGGUGGAGGAAAAAAGCCCAAGUACCCACCUAACAAAGUAAUGAUCUGGGAUGACCUGAAGAAGAAGACUGUCAUCGAGAUAGAGUUUUCUACAGAAGUCAAAGCAGUUAAGCUGCGAAGAGACAGAAUCGUGGUUGUCUUGGACUCGAUGAUUAAAGUCUUCACCUUCACACACAAUCCCCACCAGUUGCACGUCUUUGAAACCUGCUACAACCCUAAAGGUCUCUGUGUCCUUUGUCCAAAUAGUAAUAAUUCCCUUCUUGCAUUUCCUGGAACACACACUGGGCACGUGCAGAUCGUGGAUCUGGCUAAUACAGAAAAGCCUCCUGUGGACAUACCGGCCCACGAGGGAGUCUUGAGCUGUAUAGCUCUGAACCUGCAGGGAACAAGAAUUGCAACAGCAUCAGAAAAAGGGACCCUCAUAAGAAUAUUUGAUACUUCAUCAGGGCAUUUAAUCCAGGAACUACGAAGAGGAUCACAGGCAGCCAAUAUAUACUGUAUCAACUUCAACCAGGAUGCUUCCCUAAUCUGCGUAUCCAGCGACCACGGCACAGUACAUAUUUUUGCUGCAGAAGACCCUAAAAGAAAUAAGCAGUCAAGUUUGGCCUCUGCCAGCUUCCUCCCCAAAUACUUCAGUUCCAAAUGGAGUUUUUCCAAAUUUCAGGUUCCCUCAGGCUCUCCGUGCAUUUGUGCCUUUGGAACAGAGCCAAACGCCGUCAUAGCGAUAUGUGCCGAUGGCAGCUACUACAAGUUCUUAUUCAACCAAAAAGGGGAAUGCUCAAGGGACGUCUAUGCUCAGUUUCUAGAAAUGACGGACGACAAGCUCUGACUGAGCUGAGGGAGCGCGUGGGUCAAAGCACUGCCUCGGCUAUUCCACACCUUUGGAAGGACAGUAUAUGAAUGUCCAAUACUGAUCAAGAAGUUUAGCAGACCUCACUGAGAAGCCUGGCCCAACGUGAUCAGAACAAGCUCUGAAGUAAUGGACUACGUAUGUUUAUUCUCAUUUCUGCAAGUAUUCAUCAUUAAAAAUCUCUUUGGGUUACUGUCAUCAACUCAAGUUUUCAAGAUGUGGCUUUCAACAAGCUUGUGCCUAUUGGGUUUCUCUUAAUCUAAACUGUGAAAUGACUUCAGAUUAAACACCAGUGCCUGCCGCACGGACCGAUCCGCAGGGGGCCACACCAGUGUACAGCCGGCCUUAGGAAAAGGGAUGUGAAAACAGAAGAUUUUAGGCAUUGCUUUACUUCCACGGAGUGGCUGGGAGUGGGAGGGAAUACUCUGGCUCACACCAAUAACCUCCCCGGGGUGGCUGGGAGCAGGAGUGCUGCCUCCCCCCUCCCCAGCACGGCUGGGAGCGGGAGGAGAGGAGAAGCGCGGAGCCACAGGAGACUGUAGCUCGAACCACACUCAUCCUCCCAGCUGGUGCGGGGGCUGGGGGUGCCAUGGCCACAGGCUGCUGCUCACCUACCCCUACCCACGGUGAUUGAGCGAUCAGCGCUAAUUGUCAAAGGUGCCAAACUGCAGACAGCAGCCAAAGGCACAGUGGGGCACUGGCUGAGCCAGCUCAGCUCUGGAGGGGGCGCAGGGCAGGCAGCCGGGGGCACGGGGAGCUCCUGGAUGUGUAGAGGAGAUUCCUUCUGUAAGGAAAGAGCCAUUCCAGGUUUAACAGCCACCCUGGGCAGCGGAGGGACAGCCCUACCGCCCGCUGCUACAACCGCUCCGCUGCAGCUGGAGGGCUGACAGGCCACUUCACACCCAGCACAGCAAAGCAAGGAGGUGGCACCACACGUACAUCUCUGCAACGGCUUUAAACUUGCAAACUUUUCUUUUUUUUUUACUUUAUUUGAGAUGUUGCAUACUAAAUCCUGUUGGCCUAGGGACAGUUAGGUUAGACUAAACCCACUGACUUGGAAGCUCUUUUGUAUGGCAAUUAAUAUUUACUGCUAAGCUAAGGCACGAGAUACAGACCUAGAAACUGAAAUAGACACAAGCUCUCCCUUCAUAGCACUAAAUACCCCGGGGAGGGACGUCUUGCUCUUCUGAAAUCUAAUUCCACAGAUGCUUCCCAUCUGACACGCCCGUUCACUCUACGAUUUAGCUGCAAACUCUCUAAAUUUGACAAGUUUCUUUUAGUGUCACGUAACAUACUAAGGACUAACUCCUACGCAGAUUUUGAUGUCGAGGUUGCAUGUUGCUUUUAUGUGUAUUUAAUCACACAAAUUGUUUUGCACACUUAUUUGUAAUAUGUUAUUUCUUUUAAAUAAAAGUGACUAAUUUUGCUGUA
This is a messenger RNA of Calidris pugnax (ruff), 2918 nucleotides long. It is a transcript of the gene WDR45B, whose product is annotated as WD repeat domain 45B. Lineage: Eukaryota; Metazoa; Chordata; Aves; Charadriiformes; Scolopacidae. The record is from RefSeq and is a predicted model, not a curated record. The transcript is spliced from 9 exons. Gene Ontology annotation, cellular component: phagophore assembly site membrane; extrinsic component of membrane; cytosol. The coding region runs from base 516 to 1466 and encodes 316 amino acids. Gene Ontology annotation, biological process: nucleophagy; autophagy of mitochondrion; protein localization to phagophore assembly site. Gene Ontology annotation, molecular function: phosphatidylinositol-3-phosphate binding; protein binding; phosphatidylinositol-3,5-bisphosphate binding.